GCGCCGUCGCCGCGCCGCGGCAUGCCGCCGCCACGACCACGACGCGUCGUCGAGCCGGGCAGCCGCCUCUUCGUGGGCAAUUUGAGUUAUGAGAUCGACACCGACCAGCUCCGAAAGUUCUUCGAGAAAUGGGGUCCCGUGAAUGAUUGUUUUUUGCCCCAGGACCGGACGACGGGCAAGCCGCGCGGGUUUGGGUUCGUGACGUUUCGAGAUGCCGCGGACGCGAAGCUGGCUGUUGCGCAAGCGGACGGCACGGAGCUCGACGGACGGCAAUUGCGCGUCAACGUCGCCGAGGACACGCGGGGCCCUCCGCCUCCGACACAACCCACACAACGAGCAAGUAAGUGGGGCACGAAGGCCGAAGAUGACGAGGACGACGAGAGGGAGCGGCGCUACGAGGCCGACGAGGACGCCGCGAAGCCGGACUUUGGGUUGUCAGGAGCCCUGGCGAAAGACGAGAACACGGGUAAUGUGUACAAGGGCCACGUCCUGAAGUGGACGGAGCCCGACGACGCGCGGAAACCGGUAGAUCGGUGGCGCAUCUACGAGUACAAAAACGGCGAACAAGUGAAAAUACUACAUAUCCACCGCCAGUCGGCCUUUUUAAUUGGAAGAAUAAAGGACAUUGCGGACAUCCUGACGAUGCAUCCGAGUUGUUCUGGGCAGCACGCGGUGCUGCAGUUCCGCCUGAAGGUACUGAAGGAUGAUUUGGACGAGGUCCGCGUCGUGCUGCCCUACGUCAUGGAUCUGGAGAGCACGAACGGCACAUUCCUCAAUGGAGAGAGGCUGGCCCCGGCGCGCUACGUCGAGUUAAGGGAGAAGGACAUGCUGAAAUUCGGGUCGUCGUCGCGCGAAUAUGUUUUGAUCCGGGCGCCCGCAUAA
This is a messenger RNA of Pelagomonas calceolata, 882 nucleotides long. NCBI's taxonomy places the organism in Eukaryota, Pelagophyceae, Pelagomonadales, Pelagomonadaceae. The record is from the annotation of a GenBank genome assembly.